GCCAUUCGGCGGUUUCGCCCCCUGACAAAUUUACACAACAACUGCUGGUUCAAUGCGAACAUACAAGCAUUGAUUUCGACAAAUGCUGUUGAUGCCCUUUCGGAAGUCCCUGAUGAUGAAUGGGCAAAUCGCAAAGACAUGGAAAUCAGCCGUUUUCUGAGAAGAUACAAGAAAAACAAAGUCCUCCAAAAAAAGCAUACCCGAUCAUUGCUACAGGCACUGUCUUCACGUAGGGAGGGGUCACUCAUAUACGGACAGCAAAAUGAUGCACAUGAGUUCAUCUCCCUGCACUUGGGGCCUAUGAUGUCAAAUAUUGGAAUGAACACGAUUGAAGUGGAGCAGUGUGUACUUUGCACGACUUGCAAUGAAAGAACACAAAUAAGGAGACAUGAAUUCACAGAGAUAAUUGUUCCUGUACUGAGUAAUGCAGAUAAAAUUAGUUUGCAGAGGGAAGUGGACAAAAUGGCGAAGGAACCAGAACUCAUAGAACGCGGAGAUCCAUGUGAAAAGUGUAGGAACUGUUCACAACUUUCAACUCAGAAGAAGUUAAAGACAGUUCCUCAGUGUUUAAUUAUUAUUAUGCUGAGGAACCAAAGCCAAGGGAAGAUGUUGGCAUCGGUGGAACCCCCAGACGAGAUAUUCAUGACCUAUUUAAGGGGGACAGAAAAUGAUGAAGUGAUGAGCAUUUAUCAGUUGAGGUCGGUAAUUGUCCACAAGGGAGACACAUGUGAUGUUGGACACUAUGUUACGAUGGUUAGGAAGUCCACUGCAAAGAAUGGUUGGAUACUAUGUGAUGACCACAUCAUAGAAAAUGUACGGCCCCAGGACAUAGCUGCAGUCUAUGAUCAAAGCUACAUAAUCAUGUAUGAUAAUACCACUUCAAUCCAACAAGAAAUAUCACAACGCGUUACAAGUGACUCUACCAGUCAUGGAACAUCAGAUUCGGGAAAUGGAGCUAGGAAACCCACUGAAGAAUGUAGCGAGCAGUCCUUAAAGACCAAGACCUGUGAUGAUAUUGUGACAGAUGACACACAACCUACAGGCGUGAGUGAAAGUGAUGACAUAGAAAUAAAAUGUGGUGAUACAUAUGUCAUCAUAGAGACAAUUAGAAUGAACUGCCAAAGGAAACCGAAUGAUGUCAUGAGACAGGUGAAUAAAAUUUGCAUACGGUACAGGGAUAUAAAAACACUGUUCGACGACAACUGGUUGAAUGAUGUAGUCAUCAAUGGCUAUCUGGAGCUGAUACAUAUGAAGUCUAGGAUGAACGACGACCUGCCAAAGAUUUACAAUUUUAAAUCACAAUGGUACCAAAAAGUAACAGGGACAGGAGAUACGUCCCUUCUCAGAUGGACGAGGAACACAGAUCUCGGAGCAUACGAAUGGUUACUGUUCCCAGUGAACAAUGGUGUUCACUGGUUCCUUGUUGGCAUCAACCUGAAGAACAAGACUGUAACUACAUUUAAUUCAAUGCACGGCGAAAAUAUGAGAGAAAUGGAACUUGCAGUGAAAGUUGUGCAGGACGAUUGGCGAAAAAAAUUCAGUAUCCCGUUCACAUGCAAAAUAAAGAAGGUGUCAACUCCACAUCAGCACAACACUGAUGAAUGCGGAGUGUAUUUAAGUUACUUUGUGUAUUACCUCGGUAUGAACAAGGUUGUGGAGGAAAUACCGGAUAUAGACACAAAGCAGUACAGGCAUUCAAUGAUAUUAGACCUAUAUAGAGGUUCCGUCACCAACUAGGUCUGAUGCGACAUAGAUAGAGAUUCAUUUUUACGUUCAUUUUUAACAGGUUGGCUGCCAUACCCUUCUUUAAGGUUCUUCCCCUUGCGCCAAAACAAGUUCACAUGUACCAACAUACAUUUUUUUAAAUGUCUAAUAAUUU
Molecule: messenger RNA, 1879 nt
Organism: Anneissia japonica
Lineage: Eukaryota; Metazoa; Echinodermata; Crinoidea; Comatulida; Comatulidae
Exons: 1
Coding region: 139-1737 (532 amino acids)
Biological process (GO): protein deubiquitination
Cellular component (GO): nucleus; cytosol
Molecular function (GO): cysteine-type endopeptidase activity; cysteine-type deubiquitinase activity
Source: RefSeq, a predicted model, not a curated record